Archocentrus centrarchus (flier cichlid) is the source of this 3861-nucleotide messenger RNA. Its product is annotated as butyrophilin subfamily 1 member A1-like. Gene Ontology annotation, biological process: T cell receptor signaling pathway; regulation of cytokine production. Gene Ontology annotation, molecular function: signaling receptor binding. The record is from RefSeq and is a predicted model, not a curated record. Bases 26 to 1135 code for a protein of 369 amino acids. The transcript has 6 exons. Lineage: Eukaryota; Metazoa; Chordata; Actinopteri; Cichliformes; Cichlidae. Gene Ontology annotation, cellular component: external side of plasma membrane.
GCUCCGACUCCUUUAUAUUGAGGAGAUGCUGCAGUCCUCGAAGGCCUGUGCAGACAUGCAGCUUCUACCACGCGUGUGCUUCUGUUUCCUGACUUUGUCCGGACUGACGUUUGGUGAUCGAUCCGGGUCACCUGUCAUCACAGUGACUGUGAAAGAAGAUGAAGAUGUGAUUUUACCCUGUUCCCUCGGCACCAGUGAGAACAUUGAGUCCGUGCUGUUUGACUGGAAGAAGGAAGGAACAUCUCCUCCAAAGGAGGUGUUCAUGUAUGAUCCCGAUAGUCCCGACACACGUUACAGAGAUCAAGAUGAGCAGUUCAAAGGUCGCGUCUCACAUUUUCCUGGAGAGCUGAAGCAGGGCAACGCCUCCAUAAGAAUAACCAAAGUGAGGCUGGAGGACAAAGGAAACUACAUCUGUAUCUUUCCAAGAACGAAGCCCAGUCAAAAAGAAUUUACCAUUGAGCUUGUUGUUGGUGCAGUUCAAAAGCCAUAUGUCACAAUGCAAAACAAAGGGCAGCUGGAGUGUGAGAUUCUGGGUGCUUCUCCUAAACCUAUGUUACAGUGGUGGGACAGUGAUAACAAAACACUUUCUUCUAAGAUGCUACAGGACAGAGAAGAUCAAGGUCGCUUUUACAUCAUUAUCCAGACUACUGUGACCAAGCCUGGCUGUUAUCACUGUGUAGCCACACAGAUGGACAUCUGGCAUCAAACUUCCAAAGAGAUCUGUGUGCAUGAAAGGCAAAUUGUGCGGGUAAAAGAAGGUGAUGAUGCCAUUUUACCCUGUUCCCUCAAGACCAGUGAGAGCAUUGAGUCAAAGCCUUUUAGCUGGACGAAAAAAGGGCCAGCAGAUGAAAUGAAGGUUUUCCUUUAUGACACCGGCAAUAUUGAUCGCACGGGUCAAGACAAGAAGUUCAGAGGUCGAGUUUCACAUUUUCCAGAUGAGCUGAAGAACGGCAACGCCUCCAUAACUAUCAAAAAUAUGAAACUGACUGACCAUGGAGAGUAUACCUGUAAUUUUCCACAGCAGCCAGAAAGUAAUGAUGAAAUCAUUCUGCUUGUUGAUGCCACGUCUGGGAAUGUGAUGAUUAGAUCAACUGCUGUUUCAGUUAUUUUUGGAAUUAUUGGAAUUAUUGUUUAAUUUGACUGCAAAGCUUGAGUUCUACAAGACACUGAUAUCUACCCAGUGUAUUUCCAGGAUUAAAAUUGGCCACCUCAGUGUGAGUUUGUAUUAGUGUGCAUUUUUGUUAAGGAUGUGUAACUAUCCCCAGGUGUAUUAUUAAGAACAUAUUAUUUCUUGAACAAAUGUGAUGAAACUGCAAAGAAUUAAAAUUGGUCAACUUGAUGCAAGUUGCCUUAUUUGUAAUUUGAGUGAAACAAUGAAAGUGACACAAAAAAGGGACCAAACUAUAAGAAAAUAUAAGAAAGUGGUUUGACAGUGGUCUGCAUUGUUUGUUCCAAGAUGUUUUUUCACAGAGAUGAGUAUCAGAUGACUUGCUGUAAAGUCAUGUGAAACCCUUAAACAAUUUCAGACUGAUUCAACAUCACAAACAUUAUUUAUGCCACUUGUAGCUGGACCAUGUCAGGAUUAAAACAAUAAUAACUUGAAGGGCACUCAGAGAAAGCUUAUUUUGAUAAGGUCAGUGAUCUGUUCUGCAGAUGUUCUUUUAAAGAAAUCCUGAUAUGCGUCAAAAUGUAAUUUAAAAAAAAAUAUAUCCUUCCUAUGCCCGUGCUCCAAGUCUCCACAAAAUUUAAUGACAUUUGGUUUGGUAGGUUUGUGUUAUCUGCUGACAGACAAACAAAAAGAGUGAGAACAUUCAGAAAUUCUGAGCCAAGGCUGAGAAACAAGAUAUUCUAAAUCAGUGGCAGCUAGUGAAAACUGCUCUGAAAAACUGCUAAAUAUUUCUUCAAAAGUUAAGGUAAUUUUAAAAUAAAAAUUUCAUCUGUGAUCUGAAGCAGUCACUUGUGUCACUUGAAUUUUGAAAGAAAAAGUUGAAAUCCCAUGUUUCAGGCUGUCCGUAAAUUACACCUGAUGAUCAGGCUGCAGCUCGCUGCCAUCUCUGUAUGAUUGUGUACAGAUGAAUAUCUGAAGGUAAACUGUGAAAAUGCUAAAUAAAAAUGCUCUGUAAUGGAUGCUUCACAAAUAUCGACAUUUUCCAGAGUGUAAAGGGUGUAUGACGGGGGUGGGGUUUACAGCCAGCGUACGCUUUUCAAAUAGUUAGAAAAUGUUUGAGUGCUGCCGUCUGACCGCUGAUGGCCGAGGCUUCCACACCACUGCACCAUUGCAUGGUCUGCAGCGAUAUGGCCUCAGGUCUGGCGGAUCAGUUCAAAGGCCUCAUUAAAUUCUCUAAAAUGACUCUAUAUUAGACAGGAACAAGCUGUGAGUGCAGCGCAGCAGGUGUGGAAAGCAGCCAAAGCCGCCGAAGAUAAAACCAACAAGAAGUGGAAGCAUUGUUCCAAAAAUAGAAACCGUACGCAGUCAACCGCAGAAAACUAUGAUGGAUUUUAUUCUACAUGUUCUUGGCCUGUUUUCAUCUAUGCUGGCCCAGAUAUUUGAGCAUAAUCUGGCAGUUGGUGGCCGGCACUGUUGCCAACUUUUGUGCAACAAAAUUCGCUGUCGACUGUCUCAAAAGUCGCUAAAGGAUGAAUCAGGUCUGGGUGUGUGUGCUGACCCCCUCGGUGCCAAAGAGAGGUCCACGGUGCCACGAAGGGAUGCAGUACGAGCACUGUGUGUACACAAAACAUGGUGACAGCGGAGUUUUCAGGUUUCCGGUGUUGUGUCAAAAAACGAUUUUUUUUUUUUUUUUUUUUAUGUUUUUUUCUUUGCUUAUAUCGGUAAAUGGGUACACAGGAUUAAUGAAGGGCUCAUAUAUAAAAUGAAUGACUUGUUCUUACCCUCAUUAAUAAAGAAUAUAUUGUAGCAUCUGUUAAAACGUUGAAGAAGAUGGCGAGAGACUGCCAGCAAAGGUUGUCCUUUUAUUAACAAUUAAAUGGUUGCUGUGUGCCGCAACCACGCCAACAACAGCAACACCAAAACAGGACUCUCACUCUCCCUCGUGUGCACACACACGUUCCACAUUCCGUACCAACAAAACAGUGGGAAAUCAGAACAUCUGCCCAGAACCAUCUAACUUGAACAGAAUUGCUACAAUAUGAAAGUCACUUUGCCAAAAACUGACUGCAGCUUCUACCAUGUGAUAGAAAUGUUCUUUAUGACUCAAAAUGAAUUGAUAUCAUUCAUAAGAGAUGAUGUUUGAGAUAUGCUUCACAGAUUAUUGGUCUGCAAGUCAUUUACAUCAACAUAAUAAUUUUUUGGGCAAAUACAGGAAAUCCGACUAUUCAGAUGAAAAAUCACUCCACUGCCACUCUGUACAGUGUGGAGGCUUGUACAUUUACCGUACAUUCAGUGCAGUACACAUUCACUUUAAAAUUCAAAUCAGUUUAUUGCACCCUAUAAAUUUUAAUAUAUAGGUAUAUCUGUUAAUUACAGGGUGUACCCUGUCUGAAAAAGAGUACGCUUUGUAAACUCUGGAAAAUGUCGAUAUUUAUGAAUCGUCCCUAAUUGAAAUGCAUGCAGCAGCUCACAUUGUUUAAGCUUAAUUAAACAUGAGCACUUAUAAAAUACUGAGGUGAACAUAAUCCUUAACCUGCUCCUAUUGAGUUUGAAUGUGCCUUCUUUAGUAUACACUUGUCCUUGGUAUUAUCAUAAAUAAGCCUGUAAUGCUUUUUUAAUUUUAAUGGAACGAAGCCAGUGUGUCAGGUAUGCUGUUGAUAAUUGAUACUGGAUUGUACAAAAAUGUGUUAAUGCUGUUAACUGAUGAUUUUACAUUGUCAUGUCAUUUCACACUGCUUAAAGAUUUCUGAGAG